GGAGCUCUGUCAUGUGAUACUUACACUUGACUCUUAUUGCCUUCUGGGUUAUUAUUUCUUCGUAUUACGUCUGGGGUUAUUGCCAUCAAAUAGGAGGGAAUCAUUAGUUGUCGUCGACUCAUCUUUGAGUUAAGAUGAUCAAUAGAACCUUGUGCUUGGUCCUUGGAUCCUUCUGGUUUGGCGUUGCUUUGGGCGCCGAUUACAAUUGUUCCGCGGGGAUUGGAAAGUUCAAAGGGAAAUGUUACAACUGUCCAUACAACGCCUUUGAAUGCAACAGAGCGGGACCAUCGGUCAUCUUCACCAAUGGAGUCAUUUACACGGCCGACAACACAGAUCCCAACUGGCACAUUAAUCCCAAGGAGUCCAUGGUGGUGAAGAACGGAAAGAUUGUCUUUGUUGGCACUGAAGAUCAAGCUCUGCAACAGAUAGUCGUUGGUGAAACUCGAGUAGUUGACUUGGGAGGGAAAACCGUUUUGCCUGGAUUCCAUGAUCCCCAUAUGCACCCCCUUGAGGCCAACCAUAAGGCCGCUGGAACUUGCGAAUUGCAACGGGAUACCAAGCCUGAGGACCAAUUGCAUGUGUUUGAAGAGGGUUGUUUUCACAAUCAAAAGGGCACAAAUUGGACAUUAGGUUGGGGACAUUCUGUUUAUACGUUGCUCGAAUACGUGGCUGAUAAUCCGGGCAAAAAUCCCAAGGAUCUUUUGGACCCCUUAAUCGUAGACGAUCUAGGAAAUGCUAUCCCUGCCGUCAUGAUGGAGUUCACGUCGCAUUCCGUUUGGGUCAACUCCAAAGCUUUGGAAUUGGCUGGCGUGACCAAAGAUACCAAGAACGAAAAUGGAAAUAUCUACAUGAAAAACCCGAACACCGGAGAACCGAAUGGGAUUGUUCUUGAAAAUGCUGGCAUUGAAAUGUUUGAAAAGGCCCUGGAUCCAAAAAUGUAUCCGAAUUUGCGACAAAUGAACUAUGAUGCUGCUCUGGCUUCACUUUUCGUUUUGGCCAAACAUGGAAUCACAUCAGCCGUGGAUGCCAGAAACUAUUGGAAACGAGAGCACGACAAGGCCUGGGAAAAAGUGGAGGCCGAGGGUAAACUCACCGCCAAGAUGAUCUUGAGUAUGUGGGCCUAUCCGGCCAUGAAUGACACGGAGCAGAUUGCCAAGCUCAAAAGCUUCUUCCAAAGGAACCCAGCCAAGCGGCUGAAAAAGUCUCAAAUCAAAGUCUACAUGGACGGCAUCCUUCCCACUAGAACAGCCAAAGUUUUGGAGCCAUAUGUGAGGAAAGAUCCCGAUCUCCAAAUUGGAGAUCACGGCAUGAACUAUUUCACAGAGAAUCGCUUAUUUGAGUACUUGUCUCAACUGCAAAAUUUGAACGGAGGCGAGGGAUACGAUUUCAUCAUCCAUCAAGUGGGAGAUGGUGCUGGGCGAGAGGCUCUCAAUGCCAUUGAAGAUGCCAAACCUGAUGCCACCGUUGAAACCCGCCACAAGUUGACCCAUGUCGAGCUUUUGAAUACGAAAGACAUUCCACGGUUCAAGACUUUGGGAGUCAUUGCUGAUGGACAAGUUGCCGGGACUUUCACUAUGCCAGGUUCACCCGGUCACAAGGAACUAGAAAGCUUUGUGGGUAAGGCCAAGGCUCAUGACACGAUUCCAUUAAAGAGUUUGGUGGAUUCCGGAGCCAAAGUCACCAUGAGUAGCGAUUACGACGUCUCAGAUGUGAACCCAUUUAACGGUUUGGCCAAUGCCCUCCAACGAUCCGAUCAAUCCAUUGACUU
Tigriopus californicus is the source of this 1768-nucleotide messenger RNA. RefSeq names its product putative amidohydrolase YtcJ. Gene Ontology annotation, molecular function: hydrolase activity, acting on carbon-nitrogen (but not peptide) bonds. The record is from RefSeq and is a predicted model, not a curated record. NCBI's taxonomy places the organism in Eukaryota, Metazoa, Arthropoda, Copepoda, Harpacticoida, Harpacticidae.